Messenger RNA from Conger conger (European conger), 4931 nucleotides. RefSeq names its product ectodermal-neural cortex 1 (gene enc1). The coding region runs from base 470 to 2245 and encodes 591 amino acids. The record is from RefSeq and is a predicted model, not a curated record. Gene Ontology annotation, molecular function: protein binding. NCBI's taxonomy places the organism in Eukaryota, Metazoa, Chordata, Actinopteri, Anguilliformes, Congridae. The transcript is spliced from 3 exons.
GUUUUCCUCUUGGCCCAGCCAGCUACUUUGCAUACUCCACCCAUUUUUCUUCCUCAACACAGGAAUGUUCCUCCCUCACAAUACUAAAAACACACCCAUUGACAUAAACGAGGAGACCCACACGAGCUGCCCAACUGAUUGUACGACCAGAGCUGAGGGUGAGACGGCCAGCUGGAGAUCUUUUUUAUUGUAGACCAUGCAUGGUAAACGACGCGAUAUAGCUUGAGAAAUUAUCUCUCAGACCGAAUCAGUUAUAUCAGUGCUUUUCAACGUAUUUCAACAUACGGAAUAAGCGAAAGACAUAGAGAGACGAAGCCUUUUCAAGUCUGCAAUUCCUUUAACUACCCCCACCGAAUAAGCUGGAUGCAAUUUAUUCAGUUUUUGUAGCAUCGUGGCUUUUCCCAAAGUGGCAUGUUCGAGGACUAAAACGGACCGACUUGAACUCCUACUUUCACACAAAGAGGAUUCAAUGAAAAUGUCCAUCUGCGUCCAUGAAAAUCGCAAGUCCCGGGCAAGCACGGGCUCCAUGAAUAUCUACCUGUUCCACAAGUCAUCCUACGCCGACAGCGUGCUGAUGCACCUGAACGCUCUGCGGCAACAGAGGCUCUUCACCGACGUGCUCCUGCACGCCGGCAACCGCUCCUUCCCCUGUCACCGGGCCGUGCUGGCCGCCUGCAGCCGCUACUUCGAGGCCAUGUUCAGCGGCGGCCUCAUGGAGAGCCAGGCCAGCGAGGUCAACUUCCACGACUCCAUUCACCCCGAGGUGCUGGAGCUGCUGCUGGACUACGCCUACUCCUCCCGGGUCAUCAUCAACGAGGAGAAUGCAGAGUCGCUGCUGGAGGCCGGAGACAUGCUGGAGUUUCAGGACAUCCGGGACGCCUGCGCGGAGUUCCUGGAGAAGAACCUGCACCCCACCAACUGCCUGGGCAUGCUGCUGCUGUCGGACGCCCACCAGUGCGCCAAGCUGUCCGAGCUCUCCUGGGGCAUGUGCCUGAACAACUUCCCCACCAUCUGCAAGACGGAGGACUUUCUGCAGCUGCCCAAAGACAUCCUGGUCCAGCUGCUUUCCCACGAGGAGCUGGAGACCGAGGAUGAGAGGCUGGUCUACGAGUCGGCCCUCAACUGGGUGAACUAUGACCUGGACAGGCGGUACUGCGACCUGCCCGAGCUGCUGCGCACCGUGCGCCUGGCCCUGCUGCCCGCCAUCUUCCUCAUGGAGAACGUCUCCACUGAGGAGCUCAUCAACAAGCAGGCCAAGAGCAAAGAGCUGGUGGACGAGGCCAUCCGCUGCAAGCUGAAGAUCCUGCAGAACGAUGGUGUGGUGAACAGCCUGUGUGCCCGGCCCAGGAAGACCAGCCAUGCCCUCUUCCUGUUGGGAGGCCAGACCUUCAUGUGUGACAAGCUGUACCUGGUCGACCAGAAGGCCAAAGAAAUCAUCCCCAAGGCUGACAUCCCCAGCCCUCGCAAGGAGUUUAGCGCCUGUGCCAUUGGCUGCAAGGUAUACGUCACAGGGGGCCGAGGCUCCGAAAAUGGGGUGUCCAAGGACGUGUGGGUCUAUGACACGCUGCACGAGGAGUGGUCCAAGGCCGCGCCCAUGCUGAUCGCGCGGUUUGGGCACGGCUCGGCUGAGCUCAAGCACUGCCUCUACGUGGUGGGUGGGCACACGGCCGCCACCGGCUGCCUCCCGGCCUCCCCGUCCGUGUCACUCAAGCAAGUGGAGCAGUAUGACCCAGCCACCAACAAGUGGACCAUGGUGGCCACGCUCCGGGAAGGGGUGAGCAACGCGGCAGUGGUCAGUGUCAAGCUCAAGCUCUUCGCCUUCGGGGGCACCAGCGUGAGCCACGACAAGCUGCCCAAAGUGCAGUGCUAUGACCCGCUGGAGAACUGCUGGACUGUGCCAGCCACGUGCCCCCAGCCCUGGCGCUACACGGCCGCAGCCGUCCUCGGCAACCAGAUCUUCGUCAUGGGAGGAGACACUGAGUUCUCUGCAUGCUCUGCCUACAAGUUCAACAGCGAGACUUACCAGUGGACUAAAGUGGGGGACGUCACAGCCAAGCGCAUGAGCUGUCAGGCGGUGGCCUCUGGCAAUAAACUGUAUGUAGUCGGUGGCUACUUUGGUACCCAGCGGUGCAAAACUCUGGACUGCUAUGACCCCACACUGGACACCUGGAAUAGUAUUACCACUGUGCCAUACUCCCUUAUCCCCACUGCCUUCGUUAGCACAUGGAAACAUCUUCCAGCAUAAGCUCCUCUAAGAUUGUCCUGUUGUUGCAACACUUCUACUGGAUUUCAACUGUGAACACGCAUACAUUUAAAGUCCCUGUGCAGUCAAGAAGACUAGGACAAAAAAUACAAUCGAAUAGUUAUACAGCAGGUGCAAAGACAAGGGUAGCUGUAUUUUUAGCAUUACAAGUUACUUGCAAAUUAUAUAAAUGUGAAUUCUAAAGUCCAUUCAUGCUUUAAACAACUGAAAUUGUCAGUUCAGAGGGAUGUAACUGCAUUCCUGAUACUCAUUUUUCGGUCUUCCCACGCACAUCGAAACCUAUUUGUGCCAGAGAAUUCUGCUUAUUAAAUGCCCACAAGGCAGAUAUUAAUGACAAAUGCCACUGGGAUUACGUGAUGCAUUUGGAGCCUGUGUGUUCAGAUGAAUCGCGUGGUAUCUGUGCAGAUGAACGUGCAGUAUCUCGCACUGCUGUCUUUUCAUAUUGCUAUAGGUGUCUGCACAGGGACUUUAGCAUUUAGCAUGAAGGAUGAACGACUGAAGUCAGGGGUGGAGGCCGACGGAAGCUUCUGGAGAACGGCAGUCUACGAUGGAGACCCACCAGCGCACUCCCAUGCUUUGCCCUUCUCCUCGCCGUCCUUGGGCAAGUCCGCAUCACCCUGAACGCAGGCCAGAGCAAACCACGUCUGAGCUAAAGCUGUUAAUCAAGGACACAGUCAUAUUGUCACAAUUUAAUCACCCUGCAAAAUAGAUUUUGGGACUGGGAAAGAUGGGCAUGGUUGCCUGGCUGAGUUUGAGUGGGACCUGCCGGUGUGCGGUGAAACGGAGAACGGCUGAGGUGCCGCCAGCAGCAGCUGUGUGGGGGAAGAAUGGGAUCUUGUCUUGACAGGUUGGCUUGAGUGAAGAUACAGCUGAAGCCCUUUGAGAACAGCCUUUCUGUGGACAUAUGGCCACAGCGGGGAGACGUCGGGAGGCAAAGAGAAGGACCUUUUUCCAAACCAACACUUAAAAAAAACUACUUGUGAAUUUUUGUAUUAAUGCUGAAAUGGAAUGCUUGUCUUAAGACCUGGCUUUAAUGUAUGUACCAGUUUUUAUUUAUAAGAAGAAUCUGUGUAUUUUCACUUUCUUUUAUUUUAUGAACAUGUUUACUUUUUGGGAUGAAACGUUAUUUAUUGUUUCACGGCUCGUAUUCUUCUCAAAGUUCCGCGCUUUGUGUCGUACCAUGCAUGGCCCGCUGAGGUCCGUUCUGACUGGGCUAUUGUUUUGCACAUUUUGAGUUUCUCUGAAGUGGAAACCAUUUUGGGGGGGGGGAGAGGCAGAUGAUGCUAAUCGCUCCCUUCCCCCCUCUCUGCAUGGCAUGUGACUGCAGUGACGGGUCGGUCACAGGUUGUGCGGGCGUCUCGGGAGUGUAUGUGGUCAGAUAACCCAGAGCGUAACCACCAGCUCAGCGGGUUUCCAGGUUGUGGAGUGGGUGUUGAUGAGAAAUUGACUGGAUCGGAAUGAAUUCUAGAUUGGGGUCUGGCCUCCAUGGGUAAGUGCUUACCCAAAUAUCAUGUCAUUAUAUUCAUCUAAUAUUACCAUCUGUGCCAAAACGAAUCUGACCCCGAUCCCGGUGUGGUAGCUAUAAAGCAAAAACUAAAUUGAAAUUUUACAGUACAAAAUACAAAAAAUGUCUGAUAUAAAAUGGCCGGCACUGUUCUUACGGCUGGGAUCAAAAGUGCCGACUCCGGAAAAAGGCUGUAUCCAUUUUUAACAGCAGGAAUGUAAAGAAGCAGAUGUCUGCAUAAACAGCUGUGAUGUGUUAUGGCUGUGUAUGCUGGAGUGUCACUAUAGUUUAAAAUGAGUCAUAUACGCUAUAGUUGCUUGCGUGACAGUGAACAUGGUUCUUCCCCUGUUUAAUCUGACUACAGUUUAUAAUUUAUGGUGGAUAUACCAUUAAUCUUCAGCACAGUAUUUCAUUGAUUUACUGAACAGUCCAUCAUUUAAAAAAAAUAAAAAAUAAAAAAAAAAGAUUCUAAGAAAAUAUUGGGAAAAUGCUGCAUAUGUGUAGCAUGGUUUUGUGCAAAUUAUAUUUAUGGAUGGACAGGCAAAAUGGAAACUUUCAGCAACACAGGAAACCUCAGUUAGGUGAGGCUGAAAUGUUCAUGCUUAGUGUAAUGUAACCGACUAUGACAUUACCUAAUAUAAUGGUUCAAACGAGACCAACAUAUUGCUAAUAAUUCUCAUGGAGCUUACCCCAUCAGGGACUGCCUUGUGGAAUUGAUGGGGAUAUUCUGGCAAACUGCUCCGCCAUUCCAAAUCUCCACACUUCCCUAGUUUUGACCCCGAAGAGCCAUUCACAGCAUACUGCACUUCAAAUCCUCAUCAUCAGAUAAGAAGGUUCUCCCAUUGAGGCCCAUGGUUGCCAUAGUAACAGUCAACAAUGAGCCCCCCCCACACGCACUUUUUUUCCUGCAUAAUUGCUGGGGGUCAGACACCUGCUUGUAUAAGACCAAUUGGAGAUGCUCUUUUUCUGGCUGACGCUCUGAAUAUGUUUGCAACAAAUGUAAAAUUCACAAAAAAAGGAGAUGUAACGGUUCAAUGUCAGUUUUACUUUUGCUCUGAUUUUUUGGACUACUGCAGUUUGACAUUACUUUGUACAAGUGAUUUUUUUUCACAAUGUGAAAUUCAUGGCUAAUAAAGAUCAAAGAGUUUUUCUCUUUACUGUAAA